Molecule: messenger RNA, 1949 nt
Organism: Stegostoma tigrinum
Lineage: Eukaryota; Metazoa; Chordata; Chondrichthyes; Orectolobiformes; Stegostomatidae
Gene: cetp
Product: cholesteryl ester transfer protein, plasma
Exons: 17
Coding region: 164-1762 (532 amino acids)
Biological process (GO): phosphatidylcholine metabolic process; high-density lipoprotein particle remodeling; low-density lipoprotein particle remodeling
Cellular component (GO): high-density lipoprotein particle
Molecular function (GO): phosphatidylcholine binding; cholesterol binding; triglyceride binding
Source: RefSeq, a predicted model, not a curated record
AGCAUAUUUGCUCUGCAUGCAUAUGUAUGGAAAUGCAUCAUGUCCUCGCAUUGGGAGUGGAGUGCAGUCUGACUGACGAUGUCGAGGAGAAUUCAAUUCUGUCAGAUACGUUAAGAGUGCUAACAUCAAGGUCCGCAACACUGAGCCACGGUAAACUGGAAACAUGUUUCUGUGGAUACAGCUCACCCCAGUGUUUGUAUUCCUGGCUACGGUCUCAAUUUCCUGUGUUCAUGGAUCCUCACCUUCAUCCGUUCCCAACACGGGGAUUAUCUGCAGAUUUACCGAGGAAGCGGGGCUAGUAUUCAACCAGGAAACCAGUGAUGUAAUUCAGGCCACGUUUCGACAUGCAUCAUUCCCAAACAUAGAAGGGGAGGCAUCCAUUCUGCUUUUAGGCUCAGUUUCAUACAGUUUUAAAAAUUUGCAGAUAAACAACAUGUCUGUUGAAAAGAGUGACGUUGACCUCAGUAAUGAGAAAGGAAUCCUGAUCGCUAUCCAAAAUGUGGCUGCUGCUUUCAAGGGAACAAUGGACUACACAUACUCCAGCUGGCUGCAAAUUGUGAAAUGGCCAUAUGGACCCCAGAAACAGCCUGAAACCAAAUUCUACCCCUCCGCCUUUAAGCAUUCAGUGUUACAUUUAAAUCAUUCACUCGAUUUUGAAAUUCAGUCACAGACAGAUGUUAAUCUUGCUCUAAGUUUAGCCUGUAACAAUGGGCGAAUUGCUGUAACCAUCUCCGAUUGUCUGCUGAACUUCGACAAGUUAGCACUGAAACUACAGAGGCACAAAGAGGCCAACUGGAUCCAAAAACUCUUCACAGAUUUUGUCUCUUUCACUUUGAGACAUAUUGUUAAAGGACAGAUCUGUGCAGAAAUUCACAAAAUGGCAAAUCAGCUGGCAGACUUCACCCUGUACCAAGCAGGAUUGUUUAUGCAAGAUGGGGAGAUUGCCACAAGCAUCGAGUUAACCACUGACCCAGUACUUACCUUGGGGUACAUUGAGUCCUGGCAUGAGGGUAGUGUUUCCUACAAGAAUGCUACAAUUUUCCAGAAGCCCAGUGACAUUCCAGUUGAGAGAGUGGAGACCAGAAUGUUUAAUCUCUGGGUGUCAGAGCCUGUCGUCAACUCUCUCCUUUUUGCUGCACAUCAUGACAAUCGCUUGACCCUAAUGCUCUCUGAUAGUGAUUUGUUGAAACUUUUUGACAAUGGGGGAGCUAAAACUGAGCCGAACCUUUUACAGCAGAUGGUCCCUGGCAUUCCUAUGAACAACCUGAUGAUCAAACUUGAGUCCCUAAGACCACCUUCCCUUCUCUUCAAAUCUGUGGGCACCAUUCUGCAGGCAUCUGUAUCUCUGCAAAUUGAAGUGUUGUCCAGCAGUGAAGAUUCUUACACAGCAGCGUAUUUGGAAAUGGAUUCUGCAACUCUUGUCCAUACAUCUUACACAGACAGCAAAAUCCAUCUACAGCCCUCUUCUAAUCACUGGUCCAUCAAAGUUGUAAGGAGUAAUCCUGCAAUUGCGCUGGAUGAGAGUGAAGCUAAGCGCUACUUGGAGGCAUUUUUCGCGACAGGAGGAUUAGAAAAGAUAAUCUCGUAUAUUGAAUUUUACAUAACAGCCCUACUUCACAAGAAAGGACUGCGCUAUUUUAACGUUACCAACCCUGUGAUAGAGACAGAUGAGGGUUAUGUGACCAUUGCGACGGACUUUGGGUUUCCCCGGCAGUUACUAGAGAAUUUCCUCCGCAACCUUGCACCAAUGACAAGGCUCUAAGUCCACAAUGUAUGGUGAAGACCAGUUGGAUGGGGAGUCAAUGAUACGAUGGCUCUCAUUGGCUUGCAAGAAGGAUCUUUCUACUGAAGAUGUUUAAUUGGCUUUGUCAAGUUAUCAAUGAUUUACUGCUCUUGUUAUGACACAUGAUAUUGACAUAUACAGGAAUGGCAUUUAUUCAAAUAGAAUA